This is a messenger RNA of Hibiscus syriacus, 907 nucleotides long. Its product is annotated as abscisic acid receptor PYL4-like. Gene Ontology annotation, molecular function: abscisic acid binding; signaling receptor activity; protein phosphatase inhibitor activity. The record is from RefSeq and is a predicted model, not a curated record. Gene Ontology annotation, cellular component: nucleus; cytoplasm. Lineage: Eukaryota; Viridiplantae; Streptophyta; Magnoliopsida; Malvales; Malvaceae. The transcript has a single exon. Gene Ontology annotation, biological process: abscisic acid-activated signaling pathway. The coding region runs from base 26 to 652 and encodes 208 amino acids.
CCAAUCCCACAUCUUUUCACCCAACAUGCCUUCCUCUUUCCAGCUUCACCGGACCAUCGCCACCGUAGGCAGCUACCACAACCACCACCAAAGACAACACCCUCAACCCACCACCCUCACGACCUUUUUCCCUGUCCCCACCGGUGUUUCCGUCCCCGACAUGGUCUCGGCUUACCACACCCAUAACUUGCGUCCUAAUCAGUGUUGCUCCGGCGUGGUCCAAUCCAUAAAAGCCCCGGUGGAAACCGUCUGGUCGGUCGUUCGCCGUUUCGAUAACCCUCAGGCUUACAAGCACUUCCUUAAAAGCUGUCAAGUCAUAGUCGGCGACGGCAACGUAGGCAGCCUCCGUGAAGUCCACGUGAUAUCAGGUCUCCCCGCCGACUUCAGCACCGAAAGGCUCGAGAUCCUCGACGAUGAACGUCACGUGCUUAGUUUCAGCGUGGUCGGCGGUGUUCAUAGGUUGAACAAUUACAAGUCCGUCACGACUCUACACGCUUCCGGUAACGGGACAGUCGUCGUCGAGUCGUUCGUCGUCGAUAUACCACAGGGUAAUACAGGAGAUGAUACAUGCACUUUUGUUGAUACUAUUGUACGUUGCAACCUUCAAUCUUUGGCUCAAAUGGCUGAAAAUAUGGCAACAUCAUCCAUUUAAUUUUCCCCUAAAUUAGCUCUCUUUAUUCUUUUUUUUUUCUCGACACGAAAUCGAUUAAUGACGAGGAAUGAAAUAUUUAUUAAUGAAAUUUUGUAUCGAGAUUCAUAGAUCAAAAUCAAACCUUAAUGAAGUUGAAGGAGAUUGUAUGUGACCAUAGUAGUAUCAAUGAUCUAAUUUGUACGUUAACAGUCAAUUUGUAUGUAAUUGUGAAUGUAUUUCCUUCUUUGUUUCAAUGGAGAAAGGCUUUUAGUUUUA